AACAAAGGAUUUUUGAAAUUGACAUCAGACAUGACAACUCAAAUUUUAGCUAUGUAUAAAAUGUUUGAAUUUUGAUAUUUAUUGACAAUUUUAUUAACAUAAGACAAUUAUUAAUGUUUUUAAGUAACAAUCAUAUUUAAUGUACAUGCUAAGUAAGCAAAUUAAUUAACAAUUUUCACCAAUCAAUUAAAGUAUAAGGAAUUAUUGAUCUUAAAAAUAUUGAACGAAGCCUGUGGGAAUGGCGGAUACUUUGGACCCACUCUCACCGAGCUUGAAUGAUUCACCACAGUCAUCGGGGUUGAUGCAUAAGUUAAGAUCAAGAUUCACGAGAACCACCCCAACUAGACCGCCUGGAGAUGGAUAUGUUGAAUUUGGCGAGUUUCGGUCGGAGCGGCCCGGUGUUAAGAAGGUUGGCACCUUCGCCGGUGUCUUCUGCCCCGUGGUGCUGUCUAUGUUCAGUGCGCUUGUGUUUAUACGAAUGGGUUACCUAGUUGGAAAUGCAGGACUUCUAGUAACGUUAGGGCAAUUUGGACUUGCAUAUUUAAUAGUAGGGUUCACUGUUAUGUCAAUAUGUGCUAUAUCUACGAAUGGAGCUGUAGAGGGAGGGGGAGUAUACUUCAUGAUUAGUAGGACAUUAGGUCCAGAAUUCGGUGGAGCGAUCGGAACAUUGUUUUUCUUGGCUAACGUCGUCUCGAGUGCUCUCUGCAUUUCUGCUUGCACUGAAGCACUUGUAGAGAAUUUUGGACCCAACGGCUACCUGGUGGGCGACAGCCCGGGGCUGCCCAACGGCUACUGGUACCGGUUCCUGUACCGCUCGGCGCUGAACGCGGCGGGGCUGGGCGUGUCGCUGGCGGGCGCCUCGCUGUUCGCGCGCACCAGCCUCGCCAUCUGGGUGUCCACCGUCGUCUGCCUGUUCAGCGCGCUGCUCAGCUUCUUCAUCACGGCGCCCGGACAGAUUGAGAAGCCGGACACGAACACCAUCGCGAACGCCACGAACUUCACGUACAGCGGGCUGAGCGCGGCCACGCUGCGCGGGAACCUGUACGAGCAGUACGCGCGCGACUACAGCACGGCGGCGGGCGAGCCGGCCGACUUCGCGGCCGUGUUCGGCGUGCUGUUCACGGGCGUCACCGGCGUCAUGGCCGGCGCCAACAUGAGCGGUGAAUUGAAGAGUCCAUCUCGAAGCAUCCCCCUCGGGACACUCGCGGCACUUCUGUUCACGGCACUAUCGUAUGCAGCGCUGUCUAUCCUGACGGCGGCGACGUGUUCCAGGGAACUGCUGCAAAACAACUAUGUGUACUUGCUGCCUAUUAACGUGUGGCCGCCGUUCAUUGCUGUUGGCAUGUUAACGGCUACAUUUUCAGCUGGUCUGUCAAAUUUGAUUGGUGCGUCGAGAGUUCUAGAAGCAUUAGCCAAAGAUAAUAUAUUCGGCUUCUUACUCCGUCCAAUGGUAUCUCGAUCCGGCAAUCCAGUGGUAGCGGUGAUCGCGUCGUGGUUGUUAGUGCAAAUCGGCAUCAUGGCAGACUCCUUGAAUACCAUUGCUCAGGUGAACUCGGUGCUCUUCAUGACAAGUUACUGUGCGAUAAACCUCGCCUGUCUCGGCCUAGAUCUCGCAUCAGCACCAAAUUUUAGGCCGUCGUUCCGGCAGUUCUCGUGGGCGUCGUCGCUGGCGGGGCUGUUGGGCUGCGCGGCGCUGAUCUUCUCCCUGCGGCCGGCCUACGCGUGCGGCGUGGCGCUGGCGUGCUGCUCGCUGGUGGUGGCGCUGCACCUGCUGUCGCCCGCCGCCGCCGACCCCAAGUGGGGCAGUCUCAGCCAGGCGCUCAUCUUCCACCAGGUCCGCAAAUAUCUGUUGCUGCUGGACCCUCGUCGGGAGCACGUGAAGUUCUGGCGACCUCAGAUGCUGUUACUCAUCGGUUCUCCGAGGCAAACCGCGCCCCUAAUUGACUUCGUUAACGACCAGAAAAAGGGUGGCCUAUUUGUCAUCGGUCACGUAAGAAUUGGUCAAUUGGAUGGGAGCGGGGACCCUCUGGCCGAUGAACAGAAAUAUUGGUUGAAGCUGAUUGACCAUCUAAAGGUGAAGGCGUUCGUGGAGCUGUGCCUGUCGGACGGCAUCCGCAGCGGGGCGGCGCACCUCACGCGCCUGGCGGGGCUCGGCGCCAUGAAGCCCGACACCGUGCUGCUGGGCUUCCGGGACUCCGCGCAGCCCUGCGACUUCUUCAGAGACCCAGCCUCCCCCUACAAAACUCAGGAUUUCGACCUCGACAAUGGACAAGUGAUGUUUCCAACUCGGACCGCGUUUUCACCCAGAAUGUCUGCCGCGGAGUACGUCAGGAUAGUCUCGGAUGUGCUCUGUGUGAACAAGAACGUGUGUCUGUGUAGACACUUCCAUAAUUUGAAUAUGGCGGCGGUUGAACGACGGUCUAGUGCGCUGAAGUACAUCGACGUGUGGCUGGUGGAGGCGCUGUCACCGUCGCGCGAGGAGCCCUUCACGGUGCGCGCGCUGUUCGCCCUGCAGCUCGCGGCCGUCGUGCGCUCCGCCCGCGGCUGGCAACACCUCGCGCUCCGAGUGCACGUCGUCACCGCACACGAUAACAGUCACACGUUCGGUUCCGAAUCGAUGACGGAGCCUGGUCUACCGGAGAUGUCUCCCGGGCGACCCGUGCAGGAGCGCCUUGACGAGCUGCUCAAGCUGCUCAGGAUCAGCGCUUACACACACACCGUAACUGAUUGGCCAAAAUUCGAUCACGAUGUCAACCGUUAUUUGGACCCGAACUCGAAUGAAAACAGCGUAUACCAGCGCGUACCGAUGAGCUAUUUACAAAGAGUGAACAGAAUAAUCAAGAGUCGCUGUGAGGAAGGCACGGCGGUGACGUUCGUGCAGUUACCGCAGCCUCCCAAACUGUCCCCCACUCCGACCGAAGCCGAUGAGGUUAUCUGCGAACAGUAUAUGAAGGUCCUGGAUGAGUUGACAAAGGAUCUCUCUCCGACUAUACUCGUCCGUGGAUUGAAAUCUGUCACGUCAACAUCGCUAUAAGCAUCCGAGAAACCGUCCUCAAAACAUCAGCUCCAGACCCCGGGGUAUAUGUCUGGGUGUAAUAUGUAAGCAUGGGUUAACCAAAAAUGAUGCCUAAAAUGAUUUAAUUUUAAUCUUUUCAUCCAAUAAUUGUCACAUAUUUCUUAUUUAUUUAUUGCAUUACAAAGGAAAUGCAUCAUACCAUUAAAAAAAUAUAUAAAAUGAAAGUUUGUUCAAUUUGAUGAUGAAAAUAUUAUAAGUAAACUUUAAUCAAUAUUGGAUGAAAAUUUUAAGUACCAAUUUAGUAUGUAAGAAGUAUGAAAUACACCGAUAAUAUUUUUAAAUCAGGCUCAUCUAAAGCCGGUUACUAUAUUUAAAAAACCUGCCAGAAGACGCUCUCAAAGAAUCGAUAAUUAUUGAAACUAACAAUAAUUAAAUAUAAUAAGCAGAAAACAUAGAGCUAUAUAUGUUUUUUUACUACAAUAAUAUAUAGUAAUGAGGUUUAUACGCGCCACGAAGUAGAGAAGGGCGGGGACAAAGGGUAAGACGGCAUACGAGAGCGUCAUACCGCUUGCCGACUCGGCAAACGAGUCGGUCUUACCCCCAAGGCGCGUACAUAGAUUCACAUUAAAUAAAAACGAUUAUUUUUUUUAUUACGGUUAGUAGAAUUAUCUAAUUGACGCUUGCAAUAUUUUUUUUUUUUUAUUGAAACUGACAUCUUGUUAUAUUGCUUUUUACUAUGCGUUAUUUGUAGCAAAGUAAUAGUAAAGACUUCUAAAUUACGCCUCGUAGCCGAUUCUACUAGCAAUAAUGAAAAUGAAUCGUUUCUUAAAUAUAGUAACCGUACAUUAGAGGUAAUACACAUAGGCCUUGAAUCUGAAGUAGAUCAAUUAUAUUUUUAUACGGAAAAUUAUACUGUAGACUAAAAAUAUAGGCGUAGUUAUAUCAUUUGUUUUAUAUUAUCUGUGGUAUAAUUUUUGUAAUGUAAAAAUUUAGUGUUUUUUUUUUUCAUUUUGACAUUUUACUCAAUUUUUGACUGUGAUGUUAAGUCUGUACGAAACGGUGCGGUUUUUGUUUUCAUGACUCAAAUUUUAUUGUUUAGUAUAAAGUAUUAUUAUUGACAUAUUAUUUAGUAAUAUUUUAUAGUUUAGUCAGUAGUAAUUUAGUUAGAUGAGUUCGCCUUAAAGGCUUAGCUGUUAGUUAUUAAAUUUCAUGUGAUUGUUUUUUGACAGUUAUAUAAAAUAUUACAUUUUUUUUACUUAUAUGUACUUUAUAAUAGAAGGUGAAGGAAAAACAUCGUGAGGAAUGCAUGUGUCUUAUUUUAUUGACAUUCUGCCACAUGUGUUCUACCAACCCGCAUUGGAGCAGCGUGGUAGAAUAAGCUCCAAACCUUCUCCUCAAAAAGAGAGAGGAGGCCUUAGCCCAGCAGUGGGACAUUAACAGGAUGUUACUGUUACUUUAUGAAUAAAAAAAUAUAUCGUAAACGUUUUAACACUGCAUGUAACGCUGCUGGGCAAGUUUUCCCACCAGGCUGCUCUAAUAGGAGGGGGUGUUCGAUAUACAUGUGGCAGAAUUCUAUAUUCAUCCAGGAGAUGAAUUAUAAUUACAAAUUAAACGUAAACAUUGAACGGUACUUGAUUUAAAAUAAACUUCUCUCUCUGAGCCAUCCCGGCUCAUUAAUGAUAAUUGUAACACGGCUUAUGAUAAUUUAUUAAAUUUCACUGUAUUUCUUUCAAAGCAAUCACAUUAUCAUAAAGAAUAAAAUGACUCGAUGACUUUUAAUCAUUCUCUUUAUAAUUAAUAAUAAUUUAUAUUUGAAUAGUUAAUUUGAUACUUCUAUUUCAUAUGAUUAAAAAAAAAACAAUCUUAUGAUAUAACACUUGUGACAGAAUACCGUUAACAGACUAAUGAUUCACACCAGUGUUGUAGAACUAUCGAUAGUUCGACUAUCGAUAGUUGACCUCAAAAUGUAUUCAGGAUAUCGAUAGUACUAUCGAAGUUCGUGUUGUGUCAAUACUAUCGGUAUUAUCAAUGGUAUCGAUAGCUCACCAUGAGCCAUACUAUUGAUAACAGCAAUACUAUCGACAGUAAUUAUAGGUCUCCGUGCACAAUACUAUCGAUAACAGCAGUACUAUCGAUACUAUCGAUAGAAUUCAUUCGGUAGUAAAGAUUUAAUAAAACUUUAAAACUAUCGAAAAAUCAUUGACUAUCGAUUGGUUUUAGUUAAAACUAAUAAAUUUUGCAAUACUUUCGUUACUAUCGAAUUAAUUACUAUCGAUAAUAUUGCUGUUAUAAAUAGUAUUGAUUAUGGUGAGUUAUCGAUACUGUCGAUAUAACCGAUAGUAUUCAUACGUGACUAUAAUAUCGAUACACUAUCGAUACAAUUGCUUACAUUUUAACUUUCGAUAAACAAUCGAUUGUCUAUCGAUAGUGGACUAUCGACAAGCAACACUAAUGUACACAAAUGAAGUAAUUAUUUUUAAAACUGGUGCGUCCUUAUAUUUCAAAGCGAAGUUAUCCUCCGUUUAAGUCGCUAUAUGGCAUAUUUUAGGACUAGACUAUGUUUUAAUUAGUCAGUCAGAACACUGACUUAUUUUAUGAAGGUUAAAGUUAGGAAGAAGGAAGUUAAUAUGAAAGAAAUUUCAUUAAAAAGAAAAAUCUUGGAAUUCGUCCAUUUAAUUAAAAUGUAUAGGAACUGACAACAAUUUUUUAAAACUGUUAAAUAGAUGUUCAUACCAAUAUAUUUGAAGGGUUAAAUGAAAAAAAAGUCCGUUUAGGAUUUCUAUUAACAAGAACUUUUGUCUAAGAAAAACUCGUUAGUAACGUUUCACUUAAAAACGUUACGUGGAGUCUAAUACGACCUCGAACUUAGAUUACAUUCAGUGUACCCAAAAUAAUGUCACUUUAAAGAUAUCAAAAUUUUAAAGAAAUUUAUUUUUAAACAUUCUUAUGAUAUUUUUUUUAUAAAUCAAUUUAUAUCCUAAUUAAGUAUAAUCUAGAUUAAUUAGCCAAUGUUUUUUUUCUAUGUUAUGUAAUGUCGCAGUCCAAUAAAUAUAUACUAUAUUAAAAAACGUCUUUUAAAAAGAUUUGUAUUUUAAAUUGAAGUUUUAUGUCUUUUUCUAAUUCUGUAAUUAAAUAUAUAUUUUAGUUAAAUUGUAAUAUUUUUAUUCAAAUACUUUUUUUAAAGAUGAUUUGUAUGGUUAAGCGUUGCUGGUUCUAAUAUGCAUUCCAUCGAGAAGAAACGGUAGAAGAAAGUAAAUAGAAGGUCCUUAAAAUAACUGCACAAGAUACCGCCCGCCAUUUGUACCUAUUUGUCAGAUGAUAUACAUAAUAUUUUUAAUAAAGUUAGAUUUUUAUGUUUUCAUGUAUCGUAUUUAUCAAUUUGUUAAUUUUUAUUAUUAUAUUAUACAAGCAAUUCUAAAUAUAACUUAAAUGUCGAAUUUAUAAUAAAAAUUGUAAUAUUUUUUAAAUUGUUAAGUUUCUUAUCACGAUUGUAUGUCGACAUCAAAAUCUUUUUAAUCUGUAAUUUCUUAAAAAAAAAUAUAAAUCAUUAUUCCUUAAUUCCAAUUCGUAUUUUUGAUUAUCUCAUUUUCUUUGCUUUGAACAGAGACUUGUUUUUAUUCAUUCUUUAUUAAUUGAUGUGUGACAUAUUUUAUAACUUUUGUUGGAUUGCGACGUCACAUUUAUUGUAUCUUAUGUUGUAGGUAAUAAGGUUGAUAUUUAAUUGUAAACAUUUAUAUGCAAGAUAUGUUGAUUGCGUACAAUACACCAAAUAAUAGUAAAAGUAAUAUCAUAGCCUGCAACUGUUCAUCUUCCACUUCCAUUUUGUCUCUUGUCUCACCUUUACCGCGUUUCCCCCACGAAGUGGAGUCGCAGGGUAUGUGUAUAUCCGGCACACAAUAAAAAACCAGCGGUGCCCACUUUGUCUCUUACAGGAGCGUAUGGUCCGCUUUUGAAUCAAAUUCCUAGAUAGGUGUCCGAUCUCGUCUCGCCUUAUCUCGACUCAAUUACCAUUUGAGUACAAACAAAUAAUUAUUUAUAAAUUUUGUGACAUUUGACUUCGCACUCUACGAUAAUUUAUAAAAAUAUUUGAGAGCAUACUGUAAGAACUCAAUAAUGUAAUAACUCAACGAUGUAACUAGUGUAACUCUAGCGAUUUGAAGUUUUGAAUUUAUACCUAUAAAUUUUUUUUAUAUUUUUUUGAUAUAGUUAUAGGUAGGCGGACGAGCAUAUGGAUCACCUGAUAGUAAGUGUCACUGACGCCAAUCGACAUUGUCAUUGUAAGAAAUGUUAGCCAUCGCUUUCAAGAUAUUAUGUCCCUUGUGCCUCUAAUUACACUGGCUCACUCACCCUUCAAACCGGAAAACAGCAAUACCAAGUACUGAUGUUUUGCGGUAGAAUAUCUAAUAAGUGGGUGGUACCUACCCAAACGAGCUUGCACGAAGCCCUACCACCAGUUCAACCAAGUAAUUAAAUUUUAGUACCAUAACAUUUGAUUCCAUCGAUAUUAUAUGCUUUAUGUUAUGUUUAACUUUAAACUAUUAUUCGCUCAUAUUAAUUAAAAUUUGUUAUAAUGCCCCAUUUUUAUAGUGUAGUGUAGUAUAUAAGCAGCUGACACAUGGUAUUGAGGAGCAGUAAUAAAUUUAUCUUCAAACCUUAAACAUCUACUUUAUUUACCUAGUCCCGUCCUUACAUGGCGACCCUGCCAUUUAAGGUUCGGUUUCGGGUUCUAACGAAGUGCAGUAUAACAAUAUAAUGUCGCUCUGUGUAAUAUUGGACAUUCGUGUAUUUAAUUGUUCGAACGUUAGUAGCGUCAUAAUACAAAAUGGGCAAAGAACAAAGUAAAGAACAAAUUGUGAUUGCACAAAAUGCCGCAGGAGGCGUGAAUUCGGCCGACGUGGAACUAAUACACCAAAAUCAGAAAGUGACAAAUAUAAUUUUGGGUAUUUUUCUUUUACUUUUAAUUUUGGGGGCAAAGUUUGCCAUAUAUAAAUUAUAUAAACGCUGCCACAUAAACUGGAUGCGUCAGGAGAUGGCCAGGAGCGCUUUCAGACGUUCGAGGCGUGGACCAGAGACUGGAGAAAUAAAUCAGGAACGUGUCGUUUAGCCUGGAGACGCAUCAAUGGAUGCUUAUAAAAAAAAUAGGAGUGUAAAAGUGUGAAAAAUAUAUAAAAGGAGAAGUGAAAUAGUGUCAUCAGCAAAGGUGUUAUGGUAUUAUAGACAAUAGAUUUAUUCAUAUUUUAUCAUUAUUUUUAAGUGUAUAUUUUUAAGCCAUUUUUUGUUAUUUUUCGGUACUAAAUAUUAUAUUAUGUUUCUUAAAGUUGUUAGAACAGAAAUAUUUAGAGGCAAAAAGUUUAUAUGACGAAUAUAUAAAAUAUCGUGACGAGUUAAACUUUAAUGCAUCUAAAGGGUAUAUAAAAAAGGAAUAGAUAAAUUACUUAUUAGUUGCUUGCGAAGAAAUUGAAUCGUUUUAUCAAAAAAUUCAAACAACUUGUUUAGUUAGUGACCAAGAUUUUAGCACCAUGACUGACUUUGACAUGAAAACUGCUACUUCUCUUCUACCUAUUAUGACAGGAGAUGAAGAAGUUACUAAAAAAUUAAUAGAUUGUAUCGAAUUCUAUAGCCAAACCAUUAGGAAAGAACAUGAACAGUUACUUAUUUCUUUUGUCCUUAAAACUCGUUUAACUAAAAAUGCCAAAUUACGUUUGUUAUCUAACUAUGAAUCUUCCACAGAACUUAUUG
This is a messenger RNA of Nymphalis io (European peacock), 8755 nucleotides long. RefSeq names its product solute carrier family 12 member 9. Gene Ontology annotation, biological process: cell volume homeostasis; potassium ion homeostasis; chloride ion homeostasis. The record is from RefSeq and is a predicted model, not a curated record. Gene Ontology annotation, cellular component: membrane. Gene Ontology annotation, molecular function: potassium:chloride symporter activity. Bases 239 to 3034 code for a protein of 931 amino acids. NCBI's taxonomy places the organism in Eukaryota, Metazoa, Arthropoda, Insecta, Lepidoptera, Nymphalidae. The transcript has 21 exons.